AUGUCUACCACUAAUAAUAUCGCCCAGGCCAGGAAACUGGUGGAACAGCUGAGGAUUGAGGCAGGGAUUGAACGUAUUAAGGUAAGAUGAUAGUUAGCCUCCAUGUUCGUUUAAAGGGAUAUUCCGGCGUGAUAUUAAUUUAGGGUCAAACACACUGUAACACCGAGUUAGACACCCCCUUGAGAGAUGAAUGUUGCCGACCGCUUGCUUCUCUAGUUAUACCAACUUUAGUAACGACCGCACGAUAGCAAUACACAGCAGUCUGAGGAGCCAUAAACAAACCUCAACCAAAACGCCACUCUAUAGCCUCAGAUAAUGCUCAGAACAGCACCUAACUUCAUCAACAGUACAUAUAGUGUCCCAGCAAUAGUACUAGCCACCAAACAUCUUUUUAGCUUUGCCUAAUUUCUUUAGCAAAGAGACUAAACACAACUCACCUACUCUCUUCCAGCAGAUGCUUGCAUGUAGUGAGACCCCAGGCCAGUCCAUUACGGACUGCAGCAGGGUGACGCAGCUAAAGGAAGAACAUUUAUGAUCAUUUUUCAUGGAAAUGCAAUCAGAGGGAGACGCUAAGGCAGAAGAACUACCACGUCUGCAGUGCAAAAUGAUAAAUAUGGUGAUUGUAACUCCAAGGAAAUUAUAAAGAAAUGAUCAUAAUUGUUCUUCCUUGAGCUGCGUCACCCCGCAGCAGUCCGUAAUGGACUGGCCUGGGGUCUCGCUACAUGUAAGCAUCUGCUGGAAGAGAGUAGGUGAGUUGUGUUUAGUCUCUUCGCUAAAGAAAUUAGGCAAAGCUAAAAAGAUGUUUGGUAGUUAGUACUAUGGCUGGGACCCUAUAUGUACUGUUGAUGAAGUUAGGUGCUGUUCUGAGCAUUAUUUGUGGCUAUAGAGUGGCGUUUUGGUUGAGGUUUGUUUAUGGCUCCUCAGACUGCUGUGUAUUGCUAUUGUGCGGUCGUUACUUCUCCACCCUCCUCCUAUGCUCAAAAAAUCCUACACACUCCUCUUCCCUUAACUCUGUCCUUUUCUCCUCCCAGGUGUCUAAAGCAGCAGCCGACCUGAUGAGUUACUGUGAGCAGCACGCUCGUAGCGACCCUCUGCUGGUUGGGGUUCCCACCUCUGAAAACCCUUUCAAGGACAAGAAACCCUGCAUCAUCCUAUAG
This is a messenger RNA of Xyrichtys novacula (pearly razorfish), 1157 nucleotides long. NCBI's taxonomy places the organism in Eukaryota, Metazoa, Chordata, Actinopteri, Labriformes, Labridae. The record is from the annotation of a GenBank genome assembly.